Molecule: messenger RNA, 684 nt
Organism: Cannabis sativa
Lineage: Eukaryota; Viridiplantae; Streptophyta; Magnoliopsida; Rosales; Cannabaceae
Exons: 6
Coding region: 127-591 (154 amino acids)
Molecular function (GO): protein binding
Source: RefSeq, a predicted model, not a curated record
CCCUGGUAGCCCAUGUUGAACUGAACGGGCUUCUCAGUUAUAAGACGAGACCUAUGGAAAAGCCCAUGAGAAUAAGAACGAGGAAAGCGAACGAAACCCCUGUCGGGUUUUGCAGAAUCUGGAAAAAUGGGGAUGGAGAACUCAGCCGAGGCAGAGCAGACUGCCGUCGAUACCACCUCGCCGGAGAAUAUUGAAGCCUUGCUUGAGGCUGCUAGAUAUGGUGACAUUGAUGAUCUCACAAUCUUAGUCUCAACUGGUAUUUCUCUCAAUUUGAAGGACACAUUGGGUCGAACAGCACUACAUAUGGCUUGUGCUAAUGGAUAUCUUGACAUCGUGGAAUACCUAAUCAGUAAAAGAGUGGAACUCAAUCCUACUAAUGCGGAGAACAACACACCUUUACACUGGGCUUGCCUUAAUGGGCAUGUUGAGGUGGUUAAGAAAUUGAUCUUGGCUGGAGCUAGCGUAAGUGCACUUAAUAGCUAUGAAAGAACCCCAAUGGAUGAAGCAGUGAGUAAUGGUAAGAUGGAUGUUAUUGAUGCCAUCAAUACUGCGGUUGCACAACUAGAACUUGCUGGCAUCAGUGUAUCCUAAUCAUGUAUAGAUGUAUGUGUUCACUUCAAUCACAAGUUUUGUUCGAACUAAUGAGAGAGCUAGUAAUGCCAUUAGACUAUUAUUUGUUGGAAA